AUGAAAGCCUGUUCCAUAUUAGUUACCUCCUUAAUUUCUCUAGCCGCUGCUCAAAAGGACACUGGCUCCUUAGAUGGCCAGAACUCUAAAGAUGGCUCCCAAGAAAAGAGCUCGAACUCUCAAGAGGUCUCAUCCGCCACAACAAAAGAAGUUCAACAAAGUACAAUGGCAGUCGUUUCUACCGAGAAGAGCUUGGUACAAACAAGCAACGUCGUCAGCAAUACCUAUGCUGUGGCUCCAAGUACUACCGUAGUGACCACGGAUGCCCAAGGUAAAACUACCACACAGUACCUAUGGUGGGUGGCCGAAAGUAACUCCGCUGUGACUACAACUUCAACUGCGUCUGUGCAGCCCACAGACGAGACUUCAAGCGGAAUCAUCAACUCCGCAUCCUCGACAACAUCAACGGACGGACCAAUCACUAUAAUAACCACCACGAAUUCGCUGGGUGAACCAUACACAUCCACUGUUUGGUGGCUACCGUCCUCAGUAACAACAGCCAGCACAGCUUCAUCAAGUAAAUCAUCAUCGGGAUCCUCAUCGGGAUCCUCAUCAGAGGCAAAAUCGAGCUCCAAGGUAGUAAGCACUAUCAAAUCAACCUAUACAACUACAUCGGGUUCUAAAGUUGAGACACUGACCACUACAUACAAGUCUACGGUCAAUGGUAAGGUAGCGUCCGUAAUCUCCAAUUCUACCAAUGGUGCUUUUGCCGGCACUCAUAUAGCUUAUGGUGCUGGUGCAUUCGCCGUUGGUGCUCUCUUAUUAUAG
Messenger RNA from Saccharomyces paradoxus, 768 nucleotides. RefSeq names its product Ncw2p (gene NCW2). The record is from RefSeq and is a predicted model, not a curated record. Lineage: Eukaryota; Fungi; Ascomycota; Saccharomycetes; Saccharomycetales; Saccharomycetaceae. The transcript has a single exon. The coding region runs from base 1 to 768 and encodes 255 amino acids.